AUGCCUUCUUAUCCUAAAUUCUUUCACUCCCGGCUACCACGGCCCCUGAAUUCCCGCAGAUCAACGGCUCUGAUCCUCUCUUGCCUUCUCAUUGGGAUCUCUGGUUUCAUCUUUGGCCUCAGUUCUUUUCUCACCUCCUCCUCUCACACCUACCGUUGCUUCAAUAAAUCCCCGCCGCGAUCGGUCCGUGUAGUCUGGGAAACCAAUAACAACAAGAAUAGUAAUGGUGGUGGAAACGCCUUCGUUUUGGAUGGUGAGGAAAGGAAAGAGAGGCAUAAGGUUAUGGGGUUUGUUGGGAUUCAAACUGGGUUCGGGUCAUCGGGUCGGAGGCGGUCUUUGAGGAAGACUUGGAUGCCCUCCGAUCGUCAGGGACUUCACCGGUUGGAAGAAUCUACUGGUUUAGCAUUCAGGUUUAUUAUUGGUAGAACUAAUGAUAAAUUGAAGAUGGCAGAGCUCAAAAAGGAGAUUGCAGAAUAUGAUGAUUUCUUGUUAUUAGAUAUCGAGGAACAGUAUAGUAAGCUCCCAUAUAAAACGUUAGCAUUCUUUAAAGCUGCCUAUGCACUUUUUGAUUCCGACUUUUAUGUUAAAGCUGAUGAUGACAUAUAUUUGAGGCCAGGUGGGAAAAAUGUGAAACUUGUUGAUGUUUAUCGUCUUUCAACUCUUUUGGCAAAAGAGCGUACUCACUCUCAAACUUACCUUGGAUGCUUGAAAAAGGGGCCAGUUUUCACUGAUCCAAAGCUAAAAUGGUAUGAACCAUUAUCCUAUUUGCUUGGGAAGGAGUACUUUCUUCAUGCGUAUGGUCCAUUAUAUGCUCUUUCUGCCGACGUUGUUGCAAGUUUAGUUGCUCUUAGAAACAACAGCAAUGAAGAUGUUACAAUUGGUGCAUGGAUGCUGGCAAUGAAUGUUAAUCACGAGGAUAACAGAGCGCUAUGCGCACCAGAGUGUACACCAUCGUCAAUUGCAGUAUGGGACAUUCCCAAAUGUUCAGGGCUCUGUAAUCCAGAAGCCAGAUUGUUAGAACUUCAUCAGCAAGAGAGCUGCUCAAACAGUCCAACUAUGGAAUCUGAUGAUUAA
Messenger RNA from Dovyalis caffra, 1074 nucleotides. The record is from the annotation of a GenBank genome assembly. Lineage: Eukaryota; Viridiplantae; Streptophyta; Magnoliopsida; Malpighiales; Salicaceae.